CCACGAUAGAGUAGAGAGAGACUCAUUAUAUAUAUGUGGAGAGAGUGAGAAAGAGGGAGACUUGCAUAGAAUACAGAUACAGAGAGAGAAAGUGAGGAGAGAGAGAGAGACCAUUUCUUCCUCGAGCUUGUCGUUUGGCUCUUCCAUCUUCUCUGUGCUGGGUCUCUCUUCAAUCGAUCUCUUGUUCGUUUUCAAGGUGCUCUGGGUUUGAAGACGGCAAAGUUACAAUGUCUUCUCUCAGUAGAGAGCUUGUGUUCUUGAUCUUACAGUUUCUAGAUGAGGAAAAGUUUAAAGAAACUGUUCACAAGCUUGAACAAGAAUCUGGGUUUUUCUUUAACAUGAAAUACUUUGAGGAUGAAGUGCAUGGUGGGAAUUGGGAUGAGGUUGAAAGAUACCUCUCUGGCUUCACAAAAGUGGACGACAAUCGCUAUUCAAUGAAGAUAUUUUUUGAGAUAAGGAAGCAGAAAUAUCUUGAGGCAUUGGAUAAGCAUGAUCGCUCCAAGGCUGUAGAUAUUCUUGUAAAGGAUCUAAAAGUGUUUGCAUCAUUUAACGAAGAGCUUUUUAAGGAGAUAACUCAGCUAUUGACAUUGGAGAAUUUCAGGGAGAAUGAACAGCUGUCCAAAUAUGGAGAUACUAAAUCUGCUAGAUCAAUAAUGUUGGUUGAGCUCAAGAAGCUUAUUGAAGCAAACCCGUUGUUCCGUGACAAAUUGCAGUUUCCUAACCUUAAAAAUUCAAGGUUACGGACUCUCAUUAACCAAAGCUUAAAUUGGCAGCAUCAACUUUGUAAAAACCCAAGGUCAAAUCCAGAUAUCAAAACCCUUUUUGUGGAUCAUUCAUGUGGACAACCAAAUGGUGCACGUGCUCCAUCACCUGCAAACAACCCUCUUCUUGGAUCUUUACCCAAAGCUGGAGGUUUCCCUCCUCUUGGUGCACAUGGGCCCUUCCAACCUACACCAGCUCCAGUUCCAACUCCUCUCGCCGGUUGGAUGUCUAAUCCGCCUACAGGAACUCAUCCGGCUGUUUCUGGUGGUCCUAUUGGUCUUGGUGCUCCAUCCAUUCCAACUGCUUUGAAGCAUUCAAGGACUCCACCAACAAACCCUUCUGUUGAUUAUCCAUCUGCAGAAUCUGAUCAUGUGACCAAAAGGACAAGGACCUUGGGAAUAUCUGAUGAGGUAAGUCUGCCUAUUAAUGUGUUGCCUGUAUCAUUCCCGGUGCAUGGUCAUAGUCAAGCUUUCAGUGCACCUGACGACUUGCCCAAGUUUGUUGCACGAACGUUGAAUCAGGGAUCAUCUCCUAUGAGCAUGGAUUUUCAUCCUGUUCAACAAACACUACUUCUAGUUGGUACCAAUGUGGGUGACAUUGGAUUGUGGGAAGUUGGAUCCAGGGAGAGAUUGGUUCUUAAAAACUUCAAAGUUUGGGAGCUUGGUGCUUGUUCAAUGUCUCUGCAGGCUUCUCUAGUUAAAGAUCCCGGUGUCUCAGUUAACCGUGUAAUUUGGAGCCCUGAUGGCAAUUUAUUUGGAGUUGCAUAUUCAAGGCACAUUGUACAAAUAUAUUCUUACCCUGGGGGUGAUGAAGUACGGCAGCAUUUAGAGAUUGAUGCUCAUGUUGGUGGAGUAAAUGAUCUUGCAUUCUCUCACCCAAAUAAGCAGCUUUGUGUAAUAACCUGUGGGGAUGACAAGACCAUCAAGGUUUGGGAUGCAACAAAUGGUGCAAAACAAUACACUUUUGACGGUCAUGAGGCUCCAGUCUAUUCUGUCUGCCCUCACUUCAAGGAAAACAUUCAGUUCAUAUUUUCAACAGCUCUAGAUGGAAAGAUAAAGGCAUGGUUAUAUGACAAUUUGGGAUCUCGAGUUGAUUAUGAUGCUCCAGGUCGGUAUUGCACAACAAUGGCUUACAGUGCUGAUGGAACAAGGCUUUUCUCAUGUGGGACCAGCAAAGAUGGGGAGUCGCACAUUGUUGAAUGGAAUGAAAGUGAAGGGGCUGUGAAAAGGACCUAUCAGGGGUUCCGAAAGCGAUCAUCGGGUGUGGUGCAAUUUGAUACAACCAAAAACCGAUUUUUAGCUGCUGGUGAUGAUUUCUCCAUUAAAUUUUGGGAUAUGGACAAUGUCCAACUUUUGACAAGUAUCGAUGCCGAUGGUGGUCUUCCAGCAAGUCCGCGUAUCCGCUUCAACAAGAAUGGCACUAUGUUGGCUGUUUCUGCUAAUGAAAAUGGGAUCAAAAUUCUUGCAAAUUCUGAUGGUCUUCGUUUGCUACGCCCAUAUGAAAAUCUUUCUUAUGAUGCUUCCAGAGCAUCUGAAGCUGCGACUAAGCCUACAAUAAAUCCACUAUCUGCAGCAGCAGCUGCUGCUGCUGCUAGUAGUGCUGGACUUGCGGACAGGGCUGCCACUGUUGUAGCUAUCCCUGGAAUGAAUGGGGAUGCUAGAAAUCUGGUUGAUGUGAAACCUCGAAUAACUGAAGAAAGCAAUGACAAAUCGAAGAUCUGGAAGCUUACUGAAAUCAGCGAAUCUUCUCAGUGCCGAUCAUUGAAGCUCCCUGAAAACUUAAGGGUAACCAAGAUAUCACGGUUGAUAUAUACAAAUUCAGGUAAUGCUAUUUUGGCAUUAGCGUCAAAUGCCAUUCAUCUUCUUUGGAAAUGGCAGCGAAGUGAACGUAAUUCAAGUGGCAAGGCUACAGCCAGUGUUUCACCUCAAUUAUGGCAACCCUCGAGUGGUAUUUUAAUGACCAAUGAUGUGUCUGACACCAAUCCUGAGGAGGCUGUUCCCUGCUUUGCUUUGUCAAAAAAUGAUUCAUAUGUAAUGUCAGCAUCAGGAGGAAAGAUCUCCCUGUUCAAUAUGAUGACGUUUAAGACAAUGACCACCUUCAUGCCUCCGCCACCUGCUGCAACCUUUCUUGCAUUCCACCCUCAAGAUAACAACAUCAUUGCCAUUGGCAUGGAUGAUUCCACAAUUCAAAUCUAUAAUGUCCGUGUGGAUGAGGUGAAAAGCAAGCUCAAAGGGCAUUCCAAAAGAAUUACUGGCCUUGCCUUUUCUCAUGCACUGAAUGUGCUAGUUUCAUCUGGUGCAGAUGCUCAGCUUUGUGUGUGGAACUCUGAUGGAUGGGAAAAGCAAAAGGCCAGAUUCUUGCAGCUUCCAGUUGGGAGAACACCAACUGCACAGUCGGACACCCGAGUUCAGUUUCAUCAGGACCAGAUUCAUUUCCUGGUUGUACAUGAGACACAGCUAGCCAUAUAUGAAGCGACAAAAUUAGAAUGUGUAAAGCAGUGGGUUCCACGUGAUAAUGCUGCCCCAAUUUCUCAUGCAACAUUUUCAUGCGAUAGCCAGCUGGUAUAUGCUUGCUUCUUGGAUUCAACUGUUUGUGUAUAUACAGCUGCUUAUCUCCGUCUCCGAUGUCGCAUCAGUCCUGCUGCUUAUCUAUCACCUAGUGUCAGCAAUUCAAAUGUUCAACCCCUUGUGAUCACCGCCCAUCCGCAAGAACCCAAUCAGUUUGCAUUAGGAUUGUCAGAUGGUGGAGUUCAUGUCUUUGAGCCCCUAGAAUCCGAAGGCAAAUGGGGGGUACCACCGCCAGUUGAAAAUGGGUCAGCAAGCACUGUUGCAGCCGCACCUUCAGUUGGAGCUUCAGGCUCAGAUCAAGCCCAGAGAUGAUAAACUGCCAGAGCACGAGUUCUUUUACAUGCUUUGCUUGCUGGCUCAUUCCUAAUUCUGCACCAAGGUUAUGUCGUUGAGAAUCAUCCUGGUGCAACCAAUUCUUCUUUUAGUGGGUUGGAGUUCAAAACAUGUAAUUUGAUCGACGAAUGACUUGCAGAUAUGUAGUCUAACUUCUUGGUAGGAUAUCAUUAUGUAAGGGAAUUGCUUUAGGAGUGUUAACAGUCAAAUGGUUUUGCUUUCUUUUACCCGUCCGAAAAAGUAGAAUUUGUUUAAGGAAAUUGUCUCUUUUUAUCUCUGUUAAUGUUCCUUUCUAUAUUGUUACUUCCAGUUUUCCCCUUUCUUUUCUGUGAUUUUUGGAUGCAAACUUGGAAAGAAACAUUAGUAGUAUUGGUUUUUUGCCUACGUUUUGGAGGGACAGUCCGAAGCAUAGUGCUGGUCCUUUAUCUUUGUAACCACAUUUGGACUUCCCAUUGGAUACUUCCAUCUUUGAAGUUUUUUUUUUUUUUUUUU
Ilex paraguariensis (yerba mate) is the source of this 4154-nucleotide messenger RNA. NCBI's taxonomy places the organism in Eukaryota, Viridiplantae, Streptophyta, Magnoliopsida, Aquifoliales, Aquifoliaceae. The record is from the annotation of a GenBank genome assembly.